AUGGCUUCUUCGACUAUUAUACCUAUUGUUUAUACGCAUAAUUCUUUAGAGAAAAAUCGUUUAGGAUCACCAAUAUCUUCAUCAAACCGUUACUCAGUACACGAUCAUGGGCAAGGCUAUCGAACAUAUUCAUAUGAGUUCGAUUUAGUUGAUUAUGAGCCAGAACAAAUAGAUGUUCUUCUGGAUGACAAUGGUACAUUACGCAUACGUGCAAACCGUUCACCAUGUCGAGAAUUCAGACGUGAAUAUAAUCUUGGUGGGCCUAACGUUGAAACAACACUUGUAAGAAAUACAAUUGACACUCGUGGACGUCUUCGCGUUGACAUUGAUGUUCGGCCACGCCGUUUUGAUUUACAAUCACCCAAUAAUAAUAUUCUUACGUUUGAUUUGCAAGGCUACAGACCAGAAAAUGUAAAUGUUCGAAUAAAUCAAAAUGGUUUACUUAAAAUAAGUGGUCAACAUAUUGAUAAUUCACAUGGUAAUAAUAUUAAUCGUGAAUACUAUCGACAAUAUCAAUUACCAGCAAAUGUUGAUCCUGAUAAAGUACGUGCUCGUAUGGAUCAAAAUCAAAUACUAACUAUUGAGUUACCUCAAUCAUUAUUAGCAAGAGAUCCUACUAGACGUGAAUAUUGGGUACCUGUUUAUGAAAGAAAUUAUCCGCCAUGUUAUUGUGGUACACCUGGUAGUGGCUGCUGUUGUUGCAAUAUUAUGUAA
Molecule: messenger RNA, 714 nt
Organism: Rotaria socialis
Lineage: Eukaryota; Metazoa; Rotifera; Eurotatoria; Philodinida; Philodinidae
Source: the annotation of a GenBank genome assembly